GUUAGGUCAUUGGUAGCAGAAGUGACGAGAGAUCAGGUAUGAUCCGGGCCCAAUGAUGACGUCCUUAGAAUAGCUUCAAAACGCUGACAGAUUUCAUAAUCUUGCCUCAUCGAGUCGUGAUACAAUGCGACAGGGCGAGCGCCCCAUACUGCUAGAUAACCACAAGGAAAAGCUGGAGACAAACUCCAACGAAAAUCCAGGACGCCCAACGACCAUUUGCCCAAAUGUCGAACCUGACGUGAAGCCAGGUGAGGCGCCCGUCGAGAAUGCGCAGCGGCCCUCCCAUACAUCAAAUAUUCAGUCAGAACUCUUGGCCGCUUUAGAUACACAGAGCUUGUCGUCAAGAGACAUGCCAGCCCUAUCAAAGGUCACUGGAUUUCCAAAAGGAUCAUUUCGUCCAAUACAAGAUGAGCCUUUCAAUGACGAGAGACCCCAGCCAGACCUACUAGCUCAGCGCAAACUCAAGCGCAUGCCAGGGAGAGACAUACUCCGAUCGCCUGAAAGCACGAUUGCAAAAUGUCUUUGUUCUUCGCUUGCCGACCGUUAUAAUCUGUCAGGUAGUUCCGUUAAUGCUGUGCAACCUGCUCAGGAACGCCACUCAUGCCAAUGUGCAUACCGGAGAUAGUAAUUUAUACUGCGGUGUCCAACCCUUGGGCUCACUUAGUCGCCCAAGAGGCGAGCUUAUUAGCGUUGAUUGAUUCUCUCUUUAGUUUCUGUGAUAUUUGCUUUCGUCAAAAUGUACUAUGUGAAGCCAUAGAACUAUCGGCUGUCCUUUAAAAGUUAGUCACUAUCCAAGGAACAUACAGGAACAACCUGACGUUGCUCAUCACCUCGGUACCUGUUUUAAUCUAGGACGUGUUUCCAAA
This is a messenger RNA of Mollisia scopiformis, 866 nucleotides long. RefSeq lists its product as uncharacterized. The transcript has a single exon. Bases 125 to 625 code for a protein of 166 amino acids. NCBI's taxonomy places the organism in Eukaryota, Fungi, Ascomycota, Leotiomycetes, Helotiales, Mollisiaceae. The record is from RefSeq and is a predicted model, not a curated record.